Messenger RNA from Arachis stenosperma, 1460 nucleotides. RefSeq lists its product as uncharacterized. The coding region runs from base 157 to 1209 and encodes 350 amino acids. Gene Ontology annotation, cellular component: VCP-NPL4-UFD1 AAA ATPase complex. The record is from RefSeq and is a predicted model, not a curated record. Gene Ontology annotation, molecular function: polyubiquitin modification-dependent protein binding. The transcript has 9 exons. Lineage: Eukaryota; Viridiplantae; Streptophyta; Magnoliopsida; Fabales; Fabaceae.
CAAACGGCAGAGGUCCUAAACUAUAAAAACAGCGAAACCUUGUGUUUCUGUGUUCAUCACUUUCCUCCAAAGUGAAAACUAGAGACCACACUGUGUUUCUUCUUCCAGGUUGAGCACUUUCUACUGCGUGGAAGCUUCUCCCUUUUAUCCUUAGCUAUGGCUUUCAGUGAUGAUGACCUAGAUACAACCUUUGAACAGAUAUAUCGUUGUUACCCUGUCUCCUUCAUCGAGAAGUCAAAUCUGGAAAAGGGUGAUAAAAUCAUCAUGCCCCCUUCAGCCCUCGAUCGCCUCGCAUCCUUGCACAUAGACUACCCUAUGUUGUUUCAGCUUAGCAAUCCUUCCGCUGGGAAAGUCACUCACUGCGGUGUCCUCGAAUUCGUAUCUGAUGAAGGGAUGAUAUAUAUACCAUAUUGGAUGAUGGAAAACAUGCUCCUACAAGAGGGAGACACUGUGUGUGUGAGAAACACCAGCCUUGCAAAAGGAACAUAUGUGAAGCUACAACCUCACACCAAGGACUUUUUGGAUAUCACCAAUCCAAAAGCUAUGUUAGUAUUCUUUAUACUUCUCCUACUUCUUCGUCUUCUUUUGGCUCAACUGAUAUUUCCUUUCUUUCGCCUGGUCGACAGCCUAGAGACUUCCCUAAGGAAUUACUCAUGUUUAACAACCGGUGACACUAUAAUGGUUGCUUAUAACAGCAAGAAGUAUUACAUUGACAUUGUUGAAACAAAACCCUCUCCUGCAGUCAGUAUAAUUGAAACAGAUUGUGAAGUUGAUUUUGCAGCACCUCUUGAUUAUAAAGAACCUGAGAAACCAGCACUGUGUGCUCUAUCCAAAAGGAAACAUUCGGAAGUUGAAGAUGAUGAGCCACCAACUACAAAGGUUCCGCAAUUCAGUCCAUUCACUGGCUCCGGAAGACGUUUAGAUGGAAAACCUUCAAGUUCAACACAAUCAGCCGAUCAAACUUCCUCUCCAAACAAAAAGCAGAAACAAAGCAACGAUGAAAAGGAAGGCUCUGAUUCUAAAUCAUUGAAUACCACUUCACGUAGACAUUCUGGAAAACUUGUGUUUGGGUCAAAUGCAGCUAAAUUUGACACUCAGAGACCACUGCCGAAGGCUUCUGAGAAUAUCACUAAGCAAGAUUCAUCACAGAAGCAAGAAGCACCGAAAUUCCAAGCUUUCACGGGAAAGAAGUAUUCAUUGAAUAGUUGAUCCUUAUUAGGCUUUUUUUUCUAUUGAUUAUUUUGGAUAUAGUGAAAUAGAAUUGAGCCUGUUUUCAUUAUGGCAUAUCAUGAUUCUUCAUGUGUAGUAUAUUGAUCAUUCUUAGUGUAGUAGUACCUCUUGAAUCAUGAAAUUAUCACAUCUAGAAACUAAGGAAUAUCUCUUGUCCAUAAUAGCUACUACAUUUCGGACUUAUUUGUGAUGCUUUAUUAGCCAAUUAUUUUCUCAAUUUCUUCUCAUUA